GAGUAUAAAGCAGAGAUGAAGUGCACUUGGACUGCAGAAAGCAGCAGGAUGAAGGGUAGUGUGCAGCUAGGGCUGUUGUGUUUCGGCCUGCUCAUCUCCAGUCUUCAUGGGGAAGUCGAGACAGAUAACAGCAUGGAAUUAGUUCUUAAUUUGGAAGAGCCGGAUCUUUAUCAGCCUGAGAUGAACAGAGUACGACGACAGACUGUCUCCACAGAGAAGGAAGAUUCGGCAAAGAAAGAAGUUGUUGUUCCAUCAAGUGUGGACGGCAAGAUUAAGAGAGGAAAAAGGCCACGUCCAGGAGCUUUCACCCUUUCAGAAGACGAUAAAUAUUCUGAGUUAAAGGUUUAUCGCACCAAGAGGCAGAACAAAAGCAAGAACAAACCGAAAAAACGCCCGGGAUUUAACAGCCUUUUAGGAAAGGGACCUCAACUUCACAUGGUAUUCUCUAUCCUCUGAUCACCCUGUCAACGUGCCAUUUUAACACAUUUUAUUAAAGAUAUACACUGACCUGCUUUACACUGAACUUCUCAUCUGCCCAACUCAGGAGACUGCCCGUGCCAAAAGGGAUGAAGGUGCCGGAGGA
This is a messenger RNA of Rhinichthys klamathensis goyatoka, 583 nucleotides long. RefSeq lists its product as uncharacterized. NCBI's taxonomy places the organism in Eukaryota, Metazoa, Chordata, Actinopteri, Cypriniformes, Leuciscidae. The coding region runs from base 16 to 456 and encodes 146 amino acids. The transcript is spliced from 4 exons. The record is from RefSeq and is a predicted model, not a curated record.